AUGUUAAUAAAUAAAUUCAUCUAUGUAUACUUUAUCACAGUGUCCAUUAUUUAUGGAUUGACAGCAAUUGGAUUCCUAUUUAAAGCGCUUAAUCCAGUUUAAAAAGUAAUUUAUUAUCUUUAUAGAAGGCAUUGUCAAAAGUGUUAAGAUAAUAACCAUUAUAUAGUUAUUUGAAAUUUACUUAUGGUAUUAUUAGCUUUGGAAUAUGUCUAUUGUGGAUUUAUAAUUUUGAUCAAAUAUAAAAGCAACUUGAACAUUUGGAUUUGCAUUUAGAUAAGACUACCUUAGAUUAUAUUGAAGAUAAAGAAGAUUUAUAUAGAGAUGAAAGAAAUCUAUACCUUUAUGGAGGAGCAUUUUUUGUCACUUUGGCUAAUUUAAGAAUAUUGAGUUUAAUACAUGAUUAUUAUGAAUCAUAUGACAGAACAGAGGCAACAUAGAAAAAAUUAAAGGAAUAAUGA
Molecule: messenger RNA, 458 nt
Organism: Paramecium primaurelia
Lineage: Eukaryota; Ciliophora; Oligohymenophorea; Peniculida; Parameciidae
Source: the annotation of a GenBank genome assembly